AUGAAGCGAUUGUUUGGUGCACCGAAGGCUGCCCCAGCAGCAGGGCCUGCACCGAGUCUCUCAGAGACGUCGCAAAGGAUUGACUCGCGGGUUACUGAACUUGACAAAAAGAUUGCCAAGUGUGAUGAGGACCUCCGCAGAUAUGUUGGUGGGCGGGCUUCGGCACAGCAGAAGCAGCUGGCUCUGCAGUGCAUGAAAAGGAAGAAGAUGUACGAGCAGCAGCGAGAUCAAAUUCUCGGAACCCAAUUCAACGUGGACUCUCUGGCCGGUGCGCAAGAGCAGGCCGAAAUCAACAUCAUGACUGUUGAAGCCAUGAAAGUGGGCCAUCAAGACCUGAAAGAUCGUUAUCAACAGAUUGGUGGCGUCAUGGACAUCGAAAAGUUGAUGGACAACAUGGCAGACCUGAACGACGAAAUCUCGGACAUCAAUGAGGCCAUCUCUACGACAUAUGCAGUGCCCGAUGGCUUCGAUGAGGCAUCCUUUGAAGCUGAGUUUAGCGCUUUGGAGGAAGAGAUGAAGAUGGAGGCGCUGGCAGGCAUCAGCUCAACUGCCAAACCAUCCUAUUUGCCCGCCGAAGCACCGGAAGCGCCAGCUACUGCAGCGGAGCCUGCAACUGCAGAGCCCGCCCCGGCCACGGCUGCCCGCGGCUAA
Messenger RNA from Symbiodinium natans, 651 nucleotides. Lineage: Eukaryota; Dinophyceae; Suessiales; Symbiodiniaceae. The record is from the annotation of a GenBank genome assembly.